Theileria equi strain WA is the source of this 715-nucleotide messenger RNA. RefSeq lists its product as hypothetical. NCBI's taxonomy places the organism in Eukaryota, Apicomplexa, Aconoidasida, Piroplasmida, Theileriidae. The transcript is spliced from 2 exons. Bases 93 to 488 code for a protein of 131 amino acids. The record is from RefSeq and is a predicted model, not a curated record.
AGUUUCCAAUCUCUUGCAUACCCCGAGAGAAUUGAUAAUUUGCAGGGAAACGCAACAUUUUGUAGGAAAAUGUAAAGCAGAGGUCAUAAGGAAUGGCGUACAGGUAUAUGCGCCACGGGUUAUACACCAGGCGCAAAAAACUCACUGAAAAUGGCUUUAGACCCUUUGUAGACGAUCUCAUGUGGAACAUAACCGACUGGCAUUACAAGUACUACAUGAACAAGGUGGCCAGGGCGUCGCUACUCACCAAACAAAGAGAAAUUGAAGAGAUUUACCAGUGUAUAAAAGGGAAUGAUAAUAUGUUUUUACGGACUGCAACACCGAAUAUAGUUCCUUAUCGUAAACAAAGCAAUCCGUUUUGUUCCAAAUCGCAAAAUAUGUCAGGGUGGGAAUUCGAACAUCGGACAUUUUUAAAGACGCCAAAGCCGUAUCGAAACCGAAAAAUAGGUGGAACUGUAAUUUCAGUUCCUAAAAUGCCCAAGCACUAAUGUGACCCAGAACUAGACUGGUUUUAAUGCUAGCUUUGGGACAAGAGACUACAUUAAAUUGUUGAUAAAUCACAAAUUGUAAUUUAUACAUUUACUAAACGGAAGAUAUAAAAAAUUAACAAGUUAAUGAUCUUGGUAUUGUGGAGUUGGGGAUAGUACCAAGUUUUACAAAGUUUAAAUCGGAGAGAUCUUAAAAUGUCUAGUUUGUUCAAAAUUAAUUGUCCCUU